Molecule: messenger RNA, 5507 nt
Organism: Orcinus orca (killer whale)
Lineage: Eukaryota; Metazoa; Chordata; Mammalia; Artiodactyla; Delphinidae
Gene: SLC5A5
Product: solute carrier family 5 member 5
Exons: 15
Coding region: 314-2242 (642 amino acids)
Biological process (GO): iodide transmembrane transport; sodium ion transport
Cellular component (GO): membrane
Molecular function (GO): symporter activity
Source: RefSeq, a predicted model, not a curated record
ACAGCUGCACCGGGCAAUCGGACCGAGUGGGAGGCCAGGUGGACGGACAGACAGACGGUGGAGACAGACACGAAGACGAAGAGGAGGGACAGGGAGACAGGCGACCGCAGCAAGGAGCCACAGAUUCCUUGCCCAGGGAGCCCCGGCCCGCGGGGGACCAAAGGGGACAGGCUUGCCGUGUAGCUGCCGAGGCUGAGCAUCCUCCCACCUCUGCGCAGUCCUGCCUCCUCUGCCACUGCCAACUUCCCUGACCCGAGACACGCGGGGUGGCUGGAAGGGCGGAGGACACGCCUGGUCCCCUCACCCACACCUCAUGGCCGCCGUCGAGGCAGGGGCGCGGGCCACGUUCGGAGCCUGGGACUACGGGGUCUUCGCUCUCAUGCUGCUGGUGUCCACCGGCAUCGGGCUAUGGGUCGGGCUAGCCCGGGGCGGGCAGCGCAGCGCCGAGGAUUUCUUCACCGGGGGCCGGCGCCUGACUGCCUUGCCCGUUGGCCUCUCGCUGGCCGCCAGCUUCAUGUCGGCGGUACAGGUGCUGGGCGUGCCGGCCGAGGCCUACCGCUACGGCCUCAAGUUCCUCUGGAUGUGCCUGGGACAGCUGCUCAACUCUCUGCUCACUGCCCUGCUCUUCCUGCCGGUCUUCUACCGCCUGGGCCUCACCAGCACCUACCAGUAUCUGGAGCUGCGCUUCAGCCGCGCUGUGCGGCUCUGCGGGACCCUGCAGUACCUGGUAGCUACCAUGCUGUACACCGGAAUCGUGAUCUACGCCCCCGCGCUCAUCCUGAACCAAGUGACAGGGCUGGACAUCUGGGCAUCGCUCCUGUCUACCGGAGUCAUCUGCACCUUCUACACUACUGUGGGCGGCAUGAAGGCUGUGAUCUGGACCGACGUGUUUCAGGUCUUAGUGAUGCUGAGUGGUUUCUGGGUUGUCCUGGCUCGCGGAACUAUGCUCGUGGGUGGACCUGGGCAAGUACUUGAGCUUGCCAAGAACCACUCCAGGAUCAACCUGAUGGACUUUGACCUGGACCCAAGGAGCCGCUACACAUUCUGGACUUUUGUUGUCGGUGGCACAUUGGUAUGGCUUUCAAUGUAUGGUGUGAACCAAGCACAGGUGCAGCGCUACAUGGCCUGUCGCACGGAGAAACAGGCCAAGCUGGCCGUGCUCGUCAACCAACUGGGCCUGUUCCUGAUCGUGUCCAGUGCUGCUUUCUGUGGCAUCAUCAUGUUCACGUUCUACCUUGACUGUGACCCUCUCCUGGCAGGGCGUAUCUCUGCCCCAGACCAGUACAUGCCCUUGAUGGUGCUGGACAUCUUCGUGGACCUGCCUGGAGUCCCUGGGCUCUUUCUGGCCUGUGCCUACAGUGGCACCCUCAGCACUGCAUCCACCAGCAUCAAUGCCAUGGCUGCUGUCACUGUGGAGGACCUCAUCAAACCUCGGCUGCCGAGUCUGACCCCCCGGAGACUUGUCAUCAUCUCCAAGGGGCUGUCGCUCAUCUACGGCUCGGCCUGUCUCACUGUGGCAGCUCUGUCCUCCCUGCUGGGGGGCGGCGUUCUCGAGGGCUCCUUCACCAUCAUGGGAGUCAUCAGCGGCCCCCUCCUAGGAGCUUUCAUCCUGGGAAUGUUCCUCCCCGCCUGCAAUACGCUGGGCGUCCUGUCCGGGCUGGCGGUGGGCUUGGCGCUGUCGCUGUGGGUGGCCGUGGGUGCCACUCUGUACCCGCCUAGCGCGCAGUCCAUGGGGGUCCUGCCUUCAUCGGCCGCCGGCUGUGCUGUGCCCUCGGCCAACGCCUCUGGCAUCCUAGACCCGAUUCUCGCCGCCAACGCCUCCAGCAGGGCCUCCAGCCUCGAAAUGGACCCUGAUCAACCCACCUUAACUGACAGCUUCUACGCCAUUUCCUAUCUCUAUUAUGGUGCCCUGGGCACAGUGAGCACCGUGCUAUGUGGAGCUCUCGUCAGCUGCCUGACGGGCCCCACCAAGCGCAGUGCCCUGGGUCCUGGUCUGCUGUGGUGGGACCUCACACGGCAGACGGCAUCUGUGGCCCCUAAGGAAGAAGUGGCCACCCUGGAUGACAGCUUGAUGAAGGGUGCUGAAGAAUUGCCCCCAGGAACCAAGAGGCGUCCUGACUUCCUGCCCACUGACGAGGACCAUCUGCUCUUCCUGGGUCAGAAGGAGAUGAAUGGAGCUGGCUCCAGGACCCCAGGCAGUGAACAUGACAAAGGUCUUAACCUGCGAGAGACAGACCUCUGAGGCAGUCAGGGACUGACCGCCUGGGAUGGAACCCCAGGGGAGCCAAUCCCAGGCCAUGAGCCGAUGGUCUUGGGCUCCUAUUGGCUAGGCCACAUCAUAUGCAAAUAAGCUCGGGACAGCACGUCCCUACCCUAUGGGAAGAGGUGAAGCCCCACCUCCAGAAAGUCAUUUCAUCCUGCCUCCUCCUUCCAGCUGGACCCAAGUCUUAGAUGCUGCACCCCUGCCCACUCCCCCAAAACAAGGCCAGAUAUUUCUCUACCUACAAAAGUAAGAUAUUGGAGUCCCCUCUGGACAACAUGGGAAAUCCCCAGGCCCAACACUGGGGUCUGAGAAAGACCCCAGUUCUUCCCUGGGAAUUAUCUGAACCUUAGCAAUGAUUUUGGACAUCCUCAGGCCCAACCCCUUGUGCCCACUUCACAGGUAGGGAAACCAAGGCCUGGAAAGGGGCAUUGACUUGGCCAAGGUCACAGAACAAACCAGAGACUCAUCGAGAGUUGGACACCAGCUCCUUCCUCCCUUCCCUAUUUUCCUCCCUUUGGAGGGACAGACGUCACAUGGCCUCUGAUCUUGUGAGGAGGAGGGAAGAAGAAAGGAAGAAUAAUGUUUUCAGCCUUCCUUCUGGGCCUGGACACUUUACCCAUCUCAUCCAUUAAGGACCACGAGCCCACUUUACAGAGGAAGAAACUGAGGCUCAGCGACGUUGCCUGAGGUCACACAGUGAGUCGGGUCAGGUCAGGGACAGACCCGGGUGCUGCACGAUGCUGAGGCUCCGUUGACGAUGUGUUGCUGGUAUACAGGCGAGCUCACAUACCAGAGACGCGUCUGACCCUUGGUUGGAGACUUCAUCCAUGCACAUCAAAUAAAUGGACUCUUGAUGUUCUGUCUUCUCUGAAAAAUCAUUUUGGCUGUCACCCUAGAUCUCCUCAGUCAGAUCUGAGUGCAAAUCUCUUUAUCACUAUCCCCGAGCCUAUGAUGAAUAAACCUGAGUAUUUAAAGCAUCAGAGCGAGGUGAUCACUCCCAUGCUAGGGGGCAUUACACUGCCUUCCCAGACACACAGCUUCUCUCCCCUCCUGACUCCCUCCCAAAGGAUCCCCUCCUCACUGCCCUUUGUACACUGUCCCUGCACCAGCCCCUGGGGUUUCUGUGACACGGAGAGCUGGCUGUACCCACCUCUGCCCACGCUGCCAUGGCUCCCACGGCCUCCAGAGAAGCGUCCACUGCUCACGUAGCAGUUGGAGCCCUUAUACUAGGUUCAAUAAGGUAGCCCCAAAAUUCACGUCUACCUGGAAACUCAGAAUGUAAGCUUCUUUAAAAAUAGGGUCUUGGCAGGUGUACUUGGUCAAGUUAAGAUUAGGUCAUACUGGGACUUCCCUGGUGGCGCAGUGGUUGAGAAUCCGCCUGCCAGUGCAGGGGACACGGGUUCAAGCCCUGGUCCAGGAAGAUCCCACAUGCCACGGAGCACUACUACAAGCCUGUAUGCCACAACUACUGAGCCUGUGCUCUAGUACCUGCGAGCCGCAACUACUGAGCCCAGUGCCACAACUACUGAAGCCGGCACGCCUAGAGCCUGUGCUCCGCAACAAAGAGAAGCCACCGUAAUGAGAAGCCCGCGCACCACAACGAAGAGUAGCCCCCGCUCGCCACAACUAGAGAAAGCCUGCAUGCAGCAACGAAGACCCAAUGCAGCCAAAAAUAAACAAAUUAUUAAAACUAAAAAUUAGGUCAUACUGAUUAGAAUGGGCCCUGGAUCUAAUGACUGUGUCCUUAUUAGAAGAGGAGAAAAGACACAGACACACAGGGAGAAAACUAUGUGGACAAAGAGGCAGAGAUGAGUAAUGUACGUACAAGCCAAGGGAUGCCAAGGAUUGCUGGAGUCACCAGAAGCUGGGAGUGAGGCAGGGGAGGGAUUCUAUCCUAGGGCCUUCAGAGGAAACACGGCCCUGCCAACAUCUUGAUUUCGAACUUUGGGCCUCCAGUACUGAGAGAAAAUUAAUUUCUAUUGUGUUAAGCUGUGGCAGCCUCAGGAAAUGAAUGUACCCCUCCUGAUCUGGCCUCUCGUGACCACUCAGAGACCUGGCCCUCUGUGCAGGCUGUUUUAUGGAGACCUUUAGAUUUGGACUUAAAAAUGACCAUCACAAAUUUUGGGUUUUUUUUUGCGGUACGCAGACCUCUCACUGUUGUGGCCUCUCCCGUUGCGGAGCACAGGCUCCAGACGCGCAGGCUCAGCGGCUAUGGCUCACGGGCCCAGCUGCUCCGCGGCAUGUGGGAUCUUCCCGGACCAGGGCACGAACUCGUGUCCUCUGCAUCGGCAGGCGGACUCUCAACCACUGCACCACCAGGGAAGCCCUAAAAAUGACCAUCACAAAUUUUAAAUCAAUGACUGAGUAAAGUGGGAACCAGACUUUCAGCUGGUUGAUGGUCCUUCCUCAAAGCACAGUUCGGGGUGGGGCAGGGAGCAGGGCUGAGGCUUCCCAGUGCAGGCAGAACAAGCUGGUCUGGCUGCUGUUCUAGAGAUCCAGCCAUGUUGUCGUGUGUAUCGGUAGUUCAUCACUUACUAUUGCUGAGUAGUACUCCACUGUAUGGAUGGACCACCGUCUGUUCAUCCAUUCACUAACAUUUCCAGCUUUGGGCUAUUACAAAGAAAGUUGCUAAAAACAUUAGUGUACAUGUUUUUGUGUGAACUUUCAUUUCUCUUGGGUCAAUUCUUAGGAAUGAAAUGGCUGGAUCCAACGGGGUAGGUGUAUGUUUAUUUGAGAAAUUGUCAAACUGUUUUCCAAAGUGGUUGACUCAUUUUACAUUGUCACAAACAAUAUAUGAGUUCCAACUGCUCAAUAUCCUUGACAGAACUUACAUGGUCCAUCCUUUUAAUUUUGGCCAUUCUCGUGUGUGUGGGGUAGUAUCUCAAUGUGGUAUUGAUUUAUAUUUCUCUGAUAACUGAAGAUUUUGAACAUCUUUUCACAUGCUUGUUAUCUAUCCAUAUAGUUUUGACCAAGUGUCAUUCAAAUCUUUUGCCCAAUUCUUAAUGGGGUUCUUUAUUUUCUUAUUGUUGCAAGAAUUAUUUCUGUAUUCUGGAUACAAGUUCUUCAUUGGUUAUAAGCAUUGCCAAUAUUUUCUCCCAAAUUGUGUCUUGCCUCUUUAGUUGCUUAAUACUGCCUUUGAAAUAUCAGAAUUGUAGUUUUGAUUUCCGAAAAAUUAUAAUUUUUUCUUUUCCUCUUUGUGGCAAAAAUUACAUAAAAUAAAAGUCAUGAUUUUAAUCAUUUUAAA